This is a messenger RNA of Piliocolobus tephrosceles (Ugandan red Colobus), 2511 nucleotides long. It is a transcript of the gene ESPN, whose product is annotated as espin. The transcript has 13 exons. Gene Ontology annotation, molecular function: actin filament binding. Gene Ontology annotation, biological process: actin filament bundle assembly. Gene Ontology annotation, cellular component: cytoplasm. The record is from RefSeq and is a predicted model, not a curated record. Bases 181 to 2511 code for a protein of 776 amino acids. NCBI's taxonomy places the organism in Eukaryota, Metazoa, Chordata, Mammalia, Primates, Cercopithecidae.
AGAGCUCGGCGGAGCGGAGCGCCAGGCAGCGCGGAGCAGAGGCCGGGCCCACAGCCGCUCCGCCUCCUGGCCCGCAGAUCCCCGACGGCCGCACCGCGGGCUCCUCCGGCUCGCGAGGACACGCGCAUGGCGUCCUGGGGAAGGCGCUGAGUUCGGAGUCGCGGCGCCGCAGGCGGCACCAUGGCCCUGGAGCAGGCGUUGCAGGCGGCGCGGCAGGGCGAGCUGGACGUGCUGAGGUCGCUGCACGCCGCAGGCCUGCUGGGGCCCUCGCUGCGCGACCCGCUGGACGCGCUGCCCGUGCACCACGCGGCUCGAGCGGGGAAGCUGCACUGUCUGCGCUUCCUGGUGGAGGAAGCCGCCCUCCCCGCCGCGGCCCGCGCCCGCAACGGCGCCACACCGGCCCAUGACGCCGCCGCCACCGGCCACCUCGCCUGCCUGCAGUGGCUGCUGUCGCAGGGCGGCUGCAGAGUGCAGGACAAAGACAAUUCUGGUGCCACAGUCUUGCAUCUGGCUGCCCGCUUCGGCCACCCCGAGGUGGUAAACUGGCUCUUGCAUCAUGGCGGUGGGGACCCCACCGCGGCCACAGAUAUGGGCGCCCUGCCUAUCCACUACGCUGCCGCCAAAGGAGACUUCCCCUCCCUGAGGCUUCUCGUCGGGCACUACCCUGAAGGAGUGAAUGCCCAAACCAAGAACGGUGCCACGCCCCUGUACCUGGCGUGCCAGGAGGGCCACCUGGAGGUGACGCAGUACCUGGUGCAGGAAUGCGGCGCAGACCCGCACGCGCGCGCCCUCGACGGCAUGACCCCGCUGCACGCCGCGGCGCAGAUGGGCCACAGCCCGGUCAUCGUGUGGUUGGUGGGCUGCACCGACGUGAGCCUGUCAGAGCAGGACAAAGACGGCGCCACCGCCAUGCACUUCGCGGCGAGCCGCGGCCACACCAAGGUGCUCAGCUGGCUGCUGCUGCACGGCGGGGAGAUCUCGGCUGACCUGUGGGGCGGGACCCCACUGCACGACGCCGCCGAGAACGGGGAGCUAGAGUGCUGCCAGAUCCUGGUAGUGAAUGGCGCGGAGCUGGACGUCCGCGACCGCGACGGGUACACGGCCGCCGACCUGUCGGACUUCAACGGCCACAGCCACUGCACCCGCUACCUGCGCACUGUGGAGAACCUGAGCGUGGAGCACCGCGUGCUCUCCCGGGAUCCAUCCGCAGAGCUGGAGGCGAAGCAGCUGGAUUCAGGCAUGUCCUCACCUAACACCACAGUGUCAGUCCAGCCGCUGAACUUUGACCUCAGCUCACCCACCAGCACCCUCUCCAACUAUGACUCCUGCUCCUCCAGCCACUCCAGCAUCAAGGGCCAGCACCCUCCACGCGAGCUUUCCAGCGCUAGAGCUGCAGACAUACAGAGCUACAUGGACAUGCUCAACCCGGAGCUGGGCCUGCCUCGGGGCAUGAUCGGGAAGCCCAGACCCCCACCACCCCCACCCAGCUUUCCCCCGCCACCCCCGCCCCCAGGCACCCAACUGCCCCCACCCCCACCUGGCUACCCAGCUCCUAAGCCUCCUGUGGGACCACAGGCAGCUGACAUCUACAUGCAGACGAAGAACAAGCUCCGCCACGUGCAGACGGAGGCCCUCGAGAAGGAGCCGAGCUCCUGCGACUGCCACGACGGGCUUCGGAGGCAGGACUCCGGCCACAAGCCCCGCGCCUUCAGCAAGCAGCCCAGCACGGGGGACUACUACCGGCAGCUGGGCCGCUGCCCGGGCGAGACGCUGGCCGCACGUCAGGGCAUGGCGCACAGCGAGGAGGCGGCGCUGCUCCCAGGGAACCACGUGCCUAACGGCUGUGCCGCGGACCCCAAGGCGUCCAGGGAGCUGCCACCGCCGCCCCCGCCGCCGCCGCCGCCGCCGCCCCUGCCCGAGGCCGCGAGUUCGCUGCCGCCGGCCCCGCCUCUGCCCCUCGAGGGCGUUGGCCCUGGCUGCGGGCAGCGCCGCUCCUCUUCGUCCACCGGCAAAGUGAGAGUCCUGAGGCACAGGAAGAGCACCAAGUCUUUCAACAUGAUGUCCCCGACGGGCGACAACUCGGAGCUACUGGCUGAGAUUAAGGCAGGCAAGAGCCUGAAGCCUACGCCGCAAAGCAAGGGGCUGACCACAGUGUUCUCAGGCAGCGGGCAGCCGGCCUUCCAGCCCGAUUCGCCGCUGCCGUCUGUGUCACCUGCACUGUCACCAGUCCGGAGCCCCACACCGCCAGCUGCGGGAUUUCAGCCGCUGCUCAAUGGAAGCUUGGUUCCGGUGCCGCCCAGUACUCCUGCGCCGGGCCUGCAGCUGGACGUGGAGGCGCUCAUCCCCACGCACGAUGAGCAGGGCCGGCCCAUCCCCGAGUGGAAGCGCCAGGUGAUGGUGCGCAAGCUGCAGCUGAAGAUGCAGGAGGAGGAGGAGCAGAGGCGGAAGGUGGGUGGGGCGGGGCCCUUGCCCUGCUCCCAGCUGCCCCUCCUUCCAUCCCAAGACAGCUAG